CAUGUCUGAAGCUAUAACGCUGAAGGGCGAUGACGAUCGCGCAUCACAAGCGUGCGCAGCAUGCAAAAAGCGAAAAGGCAGGUGCGACAGAUCUAUCCCAUGCUGCUAUCAUUGUAAAAGGAGAAAUCUGCCAUGCUAUUAUCCAGACAAGAAGGUCAAGCUUACUAGUAACCAAACAAAUCGCUUUCCACCGGCUUUCUUCCUUGAUUAUGACCUAUUUAGCGCAUCCUCUUCCAAACUUCCACCGGCGAGUCUUGAGGUGCCGUCCUACGUAUCCGCCGAAAUCGGUGACUAUAUGAAGCAGCAUACAAUUGCAUCUCAGUAUUUUGCAACUAUCCAUCUAUGGAUGCCUAUUGUCUCAAAUCCGCGGUGUUUCAACACUCUUUUGAACCCACUUAGUUUUGACCGCGCCGAUGUGGCCCUCCUCUGCCUGGCUAUGAAACUAAAUUUGUGGUUACCAACGGCUAGCAGUUCAGAUCCGCAUACCACAACCUAUAUUGCAGCUCGGCAGUUUUUAUACGGUUUGGAAAUAUCCGGGACGUUGAGUCUUCCAAUCCUGCAGGCCGCUAUCCUAAUCACAAUAUAUGAGAUUGGACACGCCAUCUACCCUGCCGCCUAUGCCUCUAUUAGUGUUUGUAUUCAGUAUGCUGCUGCGUUAGGCCUUGAGUGGAAAACAACGUCUUGGAGAGAUGGUGAUCAAGAUUGGAUCGAAUCUGAAGAGCGACGCCGGGUUUGGUGGGCUAUCGUCAUAUUAGAGCGAUACAUCUCGUUAGGCUGUCGACAACGCCGAAUUAUCACCACAGGGCCUAGACAAGAUGAAUUACUACCUAUCGAUGAUGCAGCAUGGGACAAGGAGGUCAUGGUGCCAAGAUAUUCAAUGACUGUGUCUGCACCGAGUAAUAUAAAUAUGGGUAGAUUUGCCCGUCUAUCCCAGGCAACUUAUCUCCUAGAUCGAGUAUUGCAGCAUCUGCAAGACAGUGCUACGUUCUCUGAUGCACUCAGCGAAGAAGCUAUUCAACUAGAUAAGGCUCUCCGAGCGUUGGUGGCUUUUACAGAAAGCGAGACUAAUCGAAGGGAGAUGAGAAUUUGCACCCAGACUGCAUUAUGCCAAAGGUUUAUGUUACCAUACCGCGAUACACAUAGAUUCAAGCUAACGUUGUUAAUCACUUUAAGCGGUCUUGCACUCCUUCAUGUUCCUUGGUUAUAUCCAGCCAAUGAGAGCAUAGCCACUAAAUAUCGUUCUGCCCUAGCUUGGGAUGCAAUGGACCAGCUCUCUGACAGAUUUUUGAAUUACUCAAAGAAGAUUCUCAGUGGGACUGAGCUUCCAAUUCUUGAAUCAUCUCCGCUGUCUCUGCACUGGAGCUAUCAGGCACUUGUUCACUUUUGUCGACCCUCCAACAAGAAUACUCCAUCAAACAGACUCCAGGCUCAAGAAACUAUACAAGAGGCUCUCAAAUUUGCCUACUCCCGAUGGAAGUUGACAGAAACAUAUCUAGAUAUGUUAACAAUGAACCAGUAUAGAAAUAUCCAAACUAAAUAA
Messenger RNA from Trichoderma harzianum CBS 226.95, 1540 nucleotides. RefSeq lists its product as hypothetical. Lineage: Eukaryota; Fungi; Ascomycota; Sordariomycetes; Hypocreales; Hypocreaceae. Gene Ontology annotation, biological process: DNA-templated transcription; regulation of DNA-templated transcription. The record is from RefSeq and is a predicted model, not a curated record. Gene Ontology annotation, cellular component: nucleus. The annotation marks the transcript as partial. Gene Ontology annotation, molecular function: zinc ion binding; DNA binding; DNA-binding transcription factor activity, RNA polymerase II-specific. The transcript is spliced from 5 exons.